AUGGCGUCGAUAAAGCCCCAGAAGCGGAAAGUGCCGCGAUACUACGAGGAGGAGAAGCCACCGCUCCCGCCACAGAGCAAUGACCAGGAGAAGCAGCCGCCCCCAGAACAGGGGACUGAUCAGAAGGGGGAGGGGGGACGGAGGCGAGAACGUAAAUCGGGGAAGAGGGGCGGCAUAGAUGUGAUAUCCGGGGCAGAGGACCCGUUCCCUGGCGAGGCCCCCGUGCCUGAGGAUCAGCUGGCGAAAUAUGAGCGAGCGAGGAAAGAGACCAGUGAAACUGACGGCACAAAACACUUCCAGAAACAUUUGCGGUUUGAAGAGGAGAAGGUGGAGACGGCGCUGAGCCAGGCCGCCCGACACGACCUGUUACUGCCCGAGGAGUCCGGGUACCUGGAAGGAGACGAGGGCGAGGACACCAGCACAAUAACCCAGCAGGACAUCGUGGAUGUGGUGGACAUUACCAGCGCCUCAAAGCAUUUUAACCUUUUCCUCAACCAGUUUGGACCGUACAGAAUCAACUACUCCCGAAAUGGAAGGAACCUCCUCCUGGCCGGUCAACGGGGUCACAUCGCCUCCCUGGACUGGCACACCAAGAAGCUGCGCUGCGAGAUGAAUGUGAUGGAGACGGUCAAUGACGUCAGGUGGCUGCACACAAAUACAAUGUUCGCAGUGGCUCAGAAGAAGUGGCUGUACAUCUACGACUCGCUGGGGGUGGAGCUUCACUGCAUCAAGAGGUUUAAUGACGUUUUACGUAUGGAGUUCCUGCCAUAUCACUUCCUGCUAGCGACGAGUAGUGCCACCAGCUUCCUGCAGUACCUGGACGUCUCUGUUGGGAAGGAGGUCUCAGCCAUUUGUUGUAAGGCCGGAAGACUGGGUGUAAUGUGCCAGAACCCGUACAAUGCCAUCAUCCACCUGGGCCAUUACAAUGGAACUGUCUCCCUCUGGAGCCCGUCUGUAAAGGAGCCCCUGGUGAAGAUGCUGUGCCACCACGGAGCAAUCCGAGGGAUGAGUGUGGACAAGACUGGAAUGUACAUGGCCACUUCCGGUUUAGACAGAAAACUGACGAUCUACGACCUUCGAACUUACAAGCCUUUGACGUCCUGCCGCAUUCCCUUGGGGGCGGGGUCUCUGUGCUACAGCCAGAAGGGUCUGCUGGCCGCAACAACUGGCAAUGUUGUACAGAUCUAUAAGGACACUCACAUCACCGAGCCCAAAGCUCCAUACAUGUGCCUCUCCGUGAGGGCACCAAUCCACGGGCUCCAGUUCUGUCCCUAUGAGGAUGUCCUGGGAAUCGGUCACGGCGGAGGAUUCACCAGCAUGCUUGUACCAGGGGCUGGCGAGGCCAACUUUGAUGGCCUGGAAUGCAACCCGUAUGAAUCCAAGAAGCAGAGGCAGGAAUGGGAGGUCAAGGCUUUGCUGGAGAAGAUCCAGCCUGAGCUCAUCACUUUGGACCCCACUCAGUUGGGAGAGGUUGACGUCAUCACCAUGGAGCAGAAACGGAAAGAACAAGUGGAGAGAAUGGGCUAUGAUCCCUACGAGAAGACUCGCUUCGCUCCUCGACAUAAGCUGAAGGGAAGAAGUUCCAGCGGGAAUAUCCUGAAACGCAAGAAGAAGGUCGCACAUGAGGAGAAGAGGGAGGAGAUCAAGAAAUCGGUAGAAAUCCGCAAGAAGGAGCUGAAAGAGAGGGAAGCCGCAGCUGCUGAUCCCGGUCCUCGGACAACAUUGGACAGGUUCAAAAAGUGA
This is a messenger RNA of Nanorana parkeri, 1743 nucleotides long. It is a transcript of the gene WDR46, whose product is annotated as WD repeat domain 46. Lineage: Eukaryota; Metazoa; Chordata; Amphibia; Anura; Dicroglossidae. The transcript has 16 exons. Gene Ontology annotation, biological process: maturation of SSU-rRNA from tricistronic rRNA transcript (SSU-rRNA, 5.8S rRNA, LSU-rRNA). Bases 1 to 1743 code for a protein of 580 amino acids. Gene Ontology annotation, cellular component: 90S preribosome; nucleolus; small-subunit processome. Gene Ontology annotation, molecular function: protein binding. The record is from RefSeq and is a predicted model, not a curated record.